GGCUGAAUAGUCACAGGCAUUCACUGACGCCACCCUCUCCCUCUUUCACUCUCCUGCCUCACAUUUCUCUGUUUCACCCUCUGUUGCUCCAGCACUCACCAGUAUUCAACUUCUUUAACAAAAAGUGCUCUCUUUGUGGACUUGGACAGACCAAAUCGAGUGGGACAUCUGCAAGUUGGUUGACAAGUAAAUUAUUCUGCUCAUCUGAAGUGUUUUUCUGGAAACCAGUCUUUCUCUUGUGAGGAGCACAGCAGAGUUUGGUGUAUAAAGAUGUCUCUUCCAUUGCCACUGCUGAUAUGCCUAUCAGUUAUCCAGCUGGGCUUGGGAGAUCAGCUUGUGGAGAAAGUCGUCAUAGCCGAAAACAAGCCUCUUCUGGGUGGCUGGGUUAAAAGGAAUCCAGAUUCAGCCGAGGUUCAGGAGGCAGCUCAACAUGCUGUGAAGAUGUUCAAUGAAAAGUCCAAGGGCAAGAAAAUGUUCAAAUUGAUUGAAGUGACUGAUGCUCAGAGUCAGGUGACCAAUACAAUCGACUAUAAGAUUGAUGCAGUCAUGGGAAAAACCAAGUGUCCCAAGUCUGAAAACCAAGACUUGAAGGGCUGCAGUGCUGUGAAAAAGCAUCUGAAGUGCCGCUUUGUGGUGACGUACAACCCCCGCAACAACAAACACGAGCUGCAGAAACAAAAGUGCAGGAAAGUUAAAGACAAUGUUUAAACUUUGAACAGCUUUAAUUUGAAUUGCUUUUGUAGGCUUAUUGCCAUGGCAAAUUUAUGUGUUCUUAUUUCCUGUCUCUGUAAUUUAGAUAUAUUUUCAAUACUAUGUAAUGCAGCACAUUAAACAUGGUGGAUGUGGAGGAUUGUUCAAAAUGAACAAAUCAUAAAUUUGAAAUAAAGAUUAAAAAGGUUUGCCAGAAUGCAAUUAUAAUUUGGUUUACCAUGGUUGUGGUUCAUGGGUUGAAAUGCCUUCUUUUUCUAUUUUACUUUAGCUUAAAAAAAUUAUGUGUGUGCCAUUUGUGCAAAAUGUCAACUUGAUUCAGUUAUUUAGUUAUUACUGUGGGCUAUUUAGAAUAGACUCAAUCAUAUGCAUGCAGGUAAGAGUCAAAGUGUUCAUGAUUUAUUCAUGUUUAUCUAACUGAUGGUUUUUGCUGUUGUUGUUGUUGUUGUUGUUGUUGUUGUUUUAUAGCUAAAUCAGCUGACUAGACAUUUUGUCAUGAAGUUUUUCACAAGUCAAUCUCUCUUCAUGCUCUGUCAAAUGUCUGAAAAGAAGGAUAGGAAAUGAGUCAUUAGAAUGAUUUGACAUUCAGAAAUAGCAUCUCCUACACCUGUUUCUGUAGAAAUAUCUUCCAAUGAAAAAAUACAUGAGGAAUGAGAAACACAUUUCAUUAUACAUUUUAGGAAACAGUGGGUUGUCUCUUCCAUGCCUUUUGUACUCACUGCAUUUGUACAACUUAUUGAUCCUUUCUAUAUCAAUCUUAGACAUUUUUGUCUGUUUGUCCUAUUGGCACAGGAUGAUCGGGAAUGGCAGUAAUGGUUUCUUCUCCAGGCACUCAUGCAAAGUCAUUCCUAAGAAAUGACUUCAUCACUUAAAAUUCAUCAACAACUAGGAAUAAACCAAAAUUCAGUGUAUAUUUAAUUUUUCUCCUGCUAAAGAGUAAUGUGAUUCAGAUGCUGCUACCACAGCGCCAACACCAACAUGCAAAGAGAUGAAGUCAGAAACUUGCCACGUAGAAAAUAAUGUAACAGUUAGCAGCUAGGCAAGCUACCAUUACACUCAUAAACAGAGGUACUUCUUUAAAAAAAAAAAGAAAAAAAAAGAAUAGCAAAACCAUUUUGCUACUUUUCUGGAAACAGUUAUGAUACAUCACAGAGGAGCAGUCAUAUAGUGUGUAAGUUGGCAGUAUCCUGUUUAUGCAAGUUGAAUGCAUUCUGUAUUGAACAAAGAACAGAAACAGUUAUCAUUGUUCAUUUCAGAGAUAUGAGCUUGUUUUGUCUCAGAGGUAUUUUUGGAGACAGUCCUGUUUUCAGUCCAAGAUCUCUGUGACCUUUGUAUCAGAUUUUAACCAAAUGUAAUAUAAUGGGAUGGUCAGGUAUUGUUCUGAAAUUUGAUUUAUGAAUGAAACUACUAGCAACCUUUUCUUCCUUAGAUUCAAGAUAAAUCUGAAUCCAUAAAGGGAGGAAUCAUUAACCUCAAACAAGUUGAAAUAAAUCUCAUCUGAGCAGCCAAUAUGUAUAAUAAUUAACUUUUAAUGCAAAAUAACACUGUAGGUUGUAAGCCACUGCCCACAGGCAUGGUAUGGGCAGUUAAGGAUGCAGCUGAAACAUUUUGUUUUGAAUAAAUAAAGAUUACCUUUGUUUGCUGCCAGAAUUUUAGACAUUAAGCCUAAAUGUUGAGUGUCCUCAAACUUCACGUCUAAAAUUAAAUGAUUCAGUUAUCCAACAUGAAGAAGCAUGGAGUCAUAAAAUGAGUUAAAGACCCAUGAUAAGAAUAUUCAAUCACCUUUCUUUUGUGGACGCACCUCCAGAGACACAAAUGAAUCUUUAGCAGUAAAAUAAAACAUGAAUAUUGAAGAAUUUCAUUUUUUUGUUUUCAUUUUUAUUGUCCCAUCUUACUAGCUUUUUAAUACAAACUAAGAUUCAUGAGAGAUUUUUUUUAUAUAACAAAAGCUGACCUUGAUUGUCAUCAUGUCAGGUCCUCCUUAAAUAGUCACUCAAUAAUAGCACAUUACAGAUUAAAAAUAAGAAUUUAA
This is a messenger RNA of Haplochromis burtoni (Burton's mouthbrooder), 2740 nucleotides long. RefSeq lists its product as uncharacterized. The transcript is spliced from 5 exons. The record is from RefSeq and is a predicted model, not a curated record. Gene Ontology annotation, molecular function: cysteine-type endopeptidase inhibitor activity. Bases 271 to 708 code for a protein of 145 amino acids. NCBI's taxonomy places the organism in Eukaryota, Metazoa, Chordata, Actinopteri, Cichliformes, Cichlidae.